GGCUUGGUUUCUUCUCGAGCUUGAGAAGCAGCGCCGCAUGUAAUUUGAACACAACACAACAUCAUCGUCUUCUCUGCUACGCUUCGACAAAGAUGCCUCGAACGACCACCUUGGAGUGCCCGGGUUGCCCUCCGCUUCGUGCUCUAACCUUCGACGCACUUGGCCUCAUCAAAGGUCCUUUUCCAUACCCUUCUUCUCUUUCUUCAUUCAUCACUUUCUUUUUCUUAUUUUUCUCUCUCUGGUUUGUGUUAGUUGUGGAAAUCCGUGAUAAGCAACGAGGAGUUCCCCAAGUGGUAGAGAGGUGGGGCGAACCCGAAUCAUCCAAAUCCGUUAUGGCUGUUUCAAUGAUUCAUCGCAACACUCACCCUUCAUUAGCUGUAGCAAGGAAAAAUGGACAGAUUGAGGUUUUGAGCCCAGUAAAUGGAGAUAUUCAGGCUACAGUUUCGAAUGACAGUGAUUUAGAUCUUCGGUCUGAAGAGAAUAAUAUUGUUGGCUUGCAUUUAUUUGCAAAACAGAAUUUGGAGUUAGCUUCCAGGUUAUAUACUUUACUUACGUGCACAACCAAAGGAAAUGCAUGCAUAAGGUCCAUUGAAGCUGCUGAUUCACUGACAGGAUCUUCCAUUGGUUCUUCAAAAACAUGGAACGUAUGUUCUGGUGGUAACAUCUUGUGUUGCAAGGUGGACGGAAAUGAGAAGUUUGCUUUAUUUGGAGGGAAAGGUGUUGAAAUUAAUAUUUGGGAUCUUGACAAUUUCACGAAGAUCUGGAAUUCCAAGGCUCCUCCUAAAGAUAACCUUGGUAUAUUUACACCUACUUGGUUCACCUCUGCUACAUUUCUUCAGAAAGAUGACCAUCGAAAAUUUGUUGCUGGCACCAACAGCCAUCAGGUUCGCCUUUACGACAUAUCUGCUCAGAGGAGACCUGUUCUUUCAUUUGAUUUCCGUGAGACACCGAUUAAAGCACUAGCUGAGGAUAUAGAUGGUUAUACAAUUUAUAUAGGGAAUGGGUCUGGUGACAUGGCUUCUGUUGAUACACGCACAGGAAAAAUGUUGGGAUGUUUUUCUGGAAAAUGUGCCGGAAGCAUCAGAUCCAUAGUCAGGCACCCUGAGCUACCUGUGAUAGCUUCAUGUGGACUGGACAGCUAUUUACGCCUUUGGGAUACGAAGACAAGACAACUUCUUUCUGCUGUUUUCCUUAAACAACAUAUCAUGCACGUUCUUUUUGACUCCAGCUUCAUUAUUGAAGGGGCGGAUUUGAUACCCAGCGAGGAACAAAUUCCAACUGAGAUCAUGGACAGGGAAGAAAUUGAGGCGUCGCCUUUAAAAAGAAAAAAAACUUCUACAGACAAAGAACAUAUACUAAAUGGUAGUGAAAGAAAGAAAAGAUCUAAGCAGAACAAAGAACGCAAGAAGUCUGAAGGAAAUGAUGGACGUGAGAAGAUUGCAUCAAGAGAUGCAGGAAGCAAGUCAUCAUCCAAGAAAAGAAAUAAGAGCUUCCAAGGUUGUGAUUUAGAUGGAUUAAAUACCAUGUAAUACAAACAAGGUAUUUAAACUAAUAUUAGGAUGCAUGCUGAUGAAGCCAGAAAACUUUGAAUUAUGGCAGGAAUUUACUUUUGGUACAUUAGAAAAGCUUGAAGGUGACUUUAUGGGGAAGUGACUUAAUUUAUAUGGCAGUGCGGAUGUAAAUUUGUUCAAUUUUGUGAAUUCUCUAUACAUGAGAGUAGUGUGUUAAAGCUAUCCAACGUAGAAAGAGAUUUAGAUUUAGGCGUCUCCUGACUCAUUGGCAAAAUGUUGUGUAUUUUGUUAUUGAAGUUGUUGGCUUGUGGUCAAUCCAUUUUGCUUGUGUGAGAGUGAGAAAAUGCUUUGCAAUUGAAUUUCUUUUCUCAAUUUAUCCAAAUUGUUUAAAGUU
This is a messenger RNA of Abrus precatorius (Indian licorice), 1905 nucleotides long. RefSeq lists its product as uncharacterized. Gene Ontology annotation, biological process: ribosomal large subunit biogenesis. Lineage: Eukaryota; Viridiplantae; Streptophyta; Magnoliopsida; Fabales; Fabaceae. The record is from RefSeq and is a predicted model, not a curated record. Gene Ontology annotation, molecular function: protein binding. Gene Ontology annotation, cellular component: preribosome, large subunit precursor; nucleolus. Bases 93 to 1529 code for a protein of 478 amino acids. The transcript has 11 exons.